CAUGAUUCUAAUUUAUAAGUUUUAUCGUUUAUACAAUAAUUUCAAUGUCAAUGUGUUUUGCAGCGUUUAUUUUCUCCGUUGAUUAAUUUACAAUACGCAUUAUAAUAUUGCAUUUGAAAAACAAUAGUUUAAAUUAUAAAGUAAGUAUUACGAAAAAUUAGCACUAUGUAUUAUUUGACAAUCAUAUUUAUUAUUUUUAACAUUCUCAAUAAAGUGUUUGAUGUAUUCAAACUUGAUUAUUUUCUUAUUUGGUUUCUAUAGAACUACAAAAAAUUAUUAAAAUUAAAAUUGAUCAUUAUUACUCUAUAAAAUAAUAAUUAUUAUCAAUUCUACCGAUGAGAUAAUAUGUUAUUCUUUCAAUAAACAUUUUAAUACUCAGCUACCUAGAUACCUGUGUAUCUAUAAUUAUUAAUCUUUGCGUUUUUCUUUCAUGUGUUUAAUUAUGAACUUAUACAAAAUAAUUUAACUAUUGGUAAUUUGUUUAUUGUUCAUGAUUUGUAUAUUAUUGGUAAAUCUAAAUGAUAUUAAAGAAGUGACUGGUCAUAAGAAACAGUUUGUUAUAAACUAUGAACAUAGUUUUAGAUUAAAAUGUUUAGUUUAACACAUUUGAAUGGGUUUUGUAAUUCUGAACAAAUGAUUGCAAUUGUGUAACAAUUGUUCAUUGUGAAAGUAAUUAACUAGUAGUAAUUAAAUUAAUCAUGGUACCUAUAUUUAAUAAUAUAAUAACUGUUGAUAUCAAUCUAGUCUAGGAAUAAAAGACAUAAAAGCCAGUUGAGUUAUGCAGUGCAGUUUAAUGUGAUAAAAAUGACUGAUAUUAAAGAAUAAUUAAUUAAUAAAUAGUAAGUGAUAAAUCUGAUAAAUACAUUUAAAUAUAGUAAACCACAAAUUAUGAAUAAUAAAUAAUGAUUAAUUUGCUAUAAUUACAAUGUAACAUACAAUAUUUUAAUUAAAUAUUUAACCUUAUUUAUGAUAUUCACAGAUAAAAGAUUGACAUUGAAUAAUCUUAUUAGAACAAUCAACUAUGUUUAACAAAGUGAUGAAAUUUAAUGUCCACAAAAUCAGCCUAAUUCAAAAUAUUUAUCAGACAUGUUACUAUUGUACAAAAUCUGAAACAAAUACUGAUGUAUUAUUAUUUUUCAAACAAAAUUUAGGUAUGUAAAUUUAGAAAAUAUUUUAUAAUAGGUACUAAUUAAGUAAUAUUAUAAUGGUGGUGUGAAAGAGCUUCUAUAAGUAACAGUUGAUUUUUUGUAAACAAAUUUACUAGUACCCAAUAUUUUGUCCAAAUGCAAUACGCUCUAGAAUAUUUUGACUAAUUAAAAAUUAAAAUUUCUUGAGUGUUAAGAGGACAUAAUACCAGCAAGUACUAUCUCUUAACAAUUUUAAAUAUAAAAAAUAACAAAAGUUUCAGAAAUAUUGUUCUUAUCUUUGAUAAUAGACUCAUACACUCUAAUAUUAAAAGUAAUUAAUGCAAUUUAAUAGUUUAUACCAAUUACUGUUCUUUUACAACUACCAUCAAGACAGAUUUAAAAUAUAAAAAAAAAAAAAUUAAAAUUAAAAAUAAUAAUAAAUAAUAUACAUUUUUUUGUGUAGCCGUAGUGGACAAAAUUUAUAUGUCUAUCUCAAACCAGUAUUUUAUGAAAUUGAUUUCUCGAUAUGUCAGUUUGUCAUGUAGAUCCUUUCUAUCUUAUUCUAUGGCUUAUUCAGCCCUUUAAAAAUUAAUUUGUUGAUGAUUUAUUAAAAUCACCCUUAAAUAUUUGUUUAAAGGUUGAACCUAUUUUACACUUGCAGUUGUGCUGCACAUCUAAUACACAAUACACAUACAUUCCUAUACUGCACACACUAACACACAAAUAUAUAUUUAUAAAUUUCAUCAAUUUUUCUGGAAAUUAUAAUUAAAUUACAUUUUUUAUAAACAGUUAAUUUAUUAAAUUGCUUAAUUAGUAUAAAUAUUAGCUAUACCACCAUUGUGUGUGUUAUGUCAUCUAGUAUUUUAAAGUUUUUACUGACCUCCAUAUUAUUUGUUGAAUGUUAAUUUUUGUUUGGGUUAUUGUUGUUCCAAAUUUACUUUUUAUAAUAUUCAUUUUUGAAGAGCAGUGGUCAUAAUUACAAUUUGUAACAACUAUUGUUACAAAUAAUUGUAGAAUAGAAAACAGCCUAGUCCUAUAAAAAUGGAAUCGGACCAGACCAAAUAUUUAAGACUAAUUGUUUAACCUGGUUAGACCAAUUCCUAAUAUAUAUUUUUUAACUCUGACCAAUUUAAACCAAGUUUACACAUUUUUUAAAAGUCUGGAACAGCCUAAUUUGGAUUAUAUAUUUAAAAAAAACCAACCAGGAUUUUUUUAUUUAUUAGUAAAACUCUGACCAGGACUGGUUAGACAUUCAUAUUUCAGUAUUUCACAGUGUUAUCUGAUAAUAAACAAUGUUUGUUUUUAUAAUUUCCUGUUUUGAUGGCAAAUAAUAUUUUAUAAGGGAUAAGACAUGACUAGUGUUUCAAGAAAUACGAACACAUGCUAAUUAUAAAUAAUUAUAAAUAAAUUGACAAAUAAUACAGUUUUUCUAAGUAUAAAACCCAGACCAAAUACAAGAAGGUCAAAAAACUCCAGUGCUAUUUAAAACAUGAUUUGAACUAAACCUAACCUAUUAUGACUGUCUCAAACCCGAACAUCUAAACCAAGAAUAUGAAAAGCAUGUUGACUGCACUAGACUGGACCUAACCUGGAUCCUGGUCCGGGUUGAUCCUGGACUGGGCUGAUCUCUACUGUAGAACUUUAAAAAAGUUAGACAAAUUUUAAUUUUGUUAAAAACUUGUAGCCAAUCUAACCAUUUAGGAAUUGUUUGGACUGAAGUAUCAUUUUGAAUGUUUGAUAUAUUUUGUAAUAAUAUUAUUUCUCUGCACAAAUCAUCUUCAUAUAUAUAAAAUUGUUCUUCUAAACAUUUAUAAUUAGAGUUCAGCAGUUGGGAGUUAGGAGUUGCAUAUUUUUCUGUAUGCACUGAAUUUACAGUAGACUACGAUAGAAAUACUUUUUAUUUGAUGGAGAGUUUUAAAAUGUACUAUUUAAAAUGCAUAUUUUUUAUAUUUUGUAAUUUUAGAGAAAAAGUGUAUAUUUUAUCAGUUUUCAUUGAUUUUUUCUUAACCAAUUUAUUUUAAAUAUUGUUAAAUUUAAAACUUAAUAUUAUUAUUUAACUUAUUUAUUGUUAUUUUUUACUGCCUCAGUCUAAUCUAAUCUUUUUAUCUUUUUUGUGUAUAUUAAUAAUGAUACUAUAUGUUUUUGAAUUAUAAGUUGAAUAAUUGAUUGAAUUAUAUUAUAUAUUUAUUAUUUUUUCAUGCAUAUUUUAGAAUUGUUUUGUGUAUAUUUGCAUACAUGUUUUGCCUUUUUUAACUCCUAUAACUUCCGAGCCCUAUUUAUUAUAAUACUUUUUCACCAGUCUUCAAUUUCACCAUAUAUCUAAUUGAAUUUAUGAUUUGUAAUGUCAUAGGCUGUUCGGACACAGCUUUUUGACAGGAAGAUGAACAAUUUUGUAUUAUAAGUUUACACAUUGUUUUUAUUAAUAUUUUAAAUAACUCGGAAGACAAUUUAUAAUUAUGAGUGAAUGCUAGUAUUGAUACCAGAACUGGGCCAAGACUUAAUUGUAUUUAUCAGUUAUUAGUACACAAUAGAAAUGACUGAACGGGUUUUCCUCCUUCUCAUGGUGGUGUAGGUAUACCCUCUGGUGUCCUGAGCUGACUGAAACUAUUUUAUGGUUAUCCUUGUCUUAUUUAUUAUCAUUGUUGCAUUGGUUAGGGCCUAGCUAGCUUUUCCCUUUGGCCCAUAAACAAGUAUGGUUUACUACCUGCAUUAAUGGAUCUUACUUUAUCUCACUAUUAAUGGAACUUAACCAAUUUUACAUUAAGUCCCAUAGAAUUAUUAAUUUAUAUUUAUCAAAUUUAAACAAGUGAAGGACAGAGUCAGUAACAGUAAUGAUUUCUAGUCAAACCUAGAAUCAAUGCCAUUUAUCAGUUUAUCUAAUGAUAUGUUAAAUACUGUCACGAAAUAUUAUCUUGUAGGAUUUCCUCCAAUAAAGUUAUAAAUGAAUUUUAUGAUACCAAAAAAAUUAAAUUUACUUUUAUUAUUUUUCAAACUAGAUGAUGAAUUUCCCUUUUCCCUUAUGGAAUCUACUAAGACUGAAUGAAGAUAGUGAGCAUUGCACUUGAAAUAUAGAAUAUUUUUAUUUCCACUUUACACUUAGCUUCUACUCCUUCAAUUCUACCAUUGAAACAAAUUGAGAUAACAGAUGUCAAAUUUUUUGAUAGUUGAAGUAAUACACUUGUUAAUGCAUUUAAUAUAGAUUGAGCAUCUCUAUUAGUCUAACUGUAACAAAAGUUUAAGAACUGUUUAAGUGUCCUACAUCAGAUGUUUCGUUUGCUAUAAUUGAUAUUUUACAAUCAUAUUAGAUUUUAUUUUUCUAAAGAACAUUAUGUAACAAAUAAAUAAGAUCAUUUUGAAUAUGAUUAUUGUGCAUUUUUAGAUCCUAUUUCUAAAUAAUUUUUUAAUAUAGUAUCGUACUUGGCUAAACAAUUUACUAAUUCUUUAAAAUUCCUUUGUUAACAACUUUUAUGUCUUACAUUAUGCCAUAACACCCUUAUUCAAGUAUGUAGAUUUCUAUAUGUUAUUAAUUUGUCUAUGUUUUAAGCCGUCAUUUUUUCAUUUCUUAUUUAAAACAAUUCUAUCUGUAUCAAAACUUUGAUCAAUUGGUUUUGAGUUUAAAAAUGCAGUUAACGUUUAUAGUAUAAUUAAGAUGAGAUUUGGAGAGUUUAUGAUUUAGACAACUUUUAUUUGCUUUAUACCAGCUUUUAACUCAUUGAAAAACUAAAUUCACUGAAAAAUUAAAAAUAAAGUUAUUUUUUCUUUCAUACAUAAGUAAUUUAAAAUAUAAUGUUAAUAACAUAGAUCUGUAUAUUUUAACAUGUAAUAACACCUACUAUUAUCUAUAAACUUAUAUAAUUUAUUAUAGUAAAGUUAUCAAAAUUAAUAAUUUAUUUAUUCAAAAUCUAAACAGUAAACUAUAAUAAACAUAAAUAAAUAAUGCAAGUUAUUAUAUAAAAUUACAGCACUAAAUUUGAACUCAAAUAUUUGAUUAUAUACAAACGCUUAUUAAUAUUUAACACAAACUGAUUUACUAGAGUUAAAACUUUAAAAAACUAUUUUUAAAUAUUAUAAAAGUACCCAAUAGUUCAUAAACUGUGGUUUCAAUUGUUUCUAAUGAAUGAACCAGUUAUAAUUGUUAUAUUGUUAUAUACAUACAUAUAUAUAUAAUAAUAUGUUUUAAUAUAAUACAGUUUGAAAAAAAUUAGUUUCAGCAGCCAAAUGCUUUUAAAACUAAAAAAAAAAAAAAAAAAAAAAAAAUUAUAAUACAGUAGCUAGUUUUAGAAAAAUAUUAUUGAUUAGAUUUAUUAUAAACAAAUUUUUUUUUCUAGGUUUAUCUGAAAAUGAAAUAAAAAAAAUGUGUAGUAAGUUUCCUUCAUUUUACAACGAUUCUCAUGCUGAAUUAUCUGAAAGUUUUGGACAGUUAAUGGUAAUUUUAUAAAGAUAAUCUUUAUUUAUGAAAAAAUGCAUAUUUACUUUACUGCACAAAGUUGGGAGUUGAAUAAUCAAUACAAAUUUGAUCACAUACUGUUUUAUUUGUUGUGUCUAUAUUAUAGAAUUUUGGAUUUUCGAGAGAAGAAAUUAUUAGACAAAUUCAAAUAUUGACAGUACAUCCAAUAACCGUUAAAAAUUAUUUUAUGCUUUUAGAAGAAGGAGGAUUUAAUAAAUGUAGAGUCGAUAUAAAAACAUUGUUAAGGUAAUAAAUGCUUAUUUUUAUUUUUAAUAUUUAUUUUAUAUUUUAGGAAGUACAUUUUUUAGUUUUCCAGAAAAUUGAGACUAUUGCUACUAGGGCCAGGAUUUAUAUGUUCUAAAAACCAUAGAAAUAUGCAUUUUUGCUGCUAUUUUGUAGAAAUAUACCUUUUAAAAUAAAAAAAAAAUGUAUUAUUUCUAUCUUUAAUUUCUAUUUCUAUCUAAAAUAUUUGAAUUAUUUCUAUCAUUACUUUUAAACUAAUAUAAAAAUAACCAAAAUAUUACACAUUAUGCAUUUAAAAACUAUUUAUAUGGAAUUAAAAAUUGUAAAAUACAGACAUAUGUAAUACAUGUCAAAAAAUAUACAAAAUAAAACUUUGUAUUCUAGUUCUAUUGACUAAUUUAAACUUGGAACUUAUUGACUACUUUUUGAACUGCAAAAAAAUCAAAUGCAUAUAAAUCUGAGCCCUAAUUGUAAUUUGUGUCCAUAAUUUUGUUAUGUAUCUUUUUUGAUACUUUUGUACAUUUUUAGAUUCUUUUUUUUCUGAAUGAGCUUACACCUGAUAAUUUUAGAUUCAGAUUUUAGGUAUUAGUUUUACCAUGAUAUAUUUUUUUUUUUCUGUCUGUGGCAAACUUUUCUACCAGAAAAAAUGUGCCAAAAUAUAAAUUAUAGCACUUUUCUGAAAAAUAAUUUUUUCUUGUUUCUUGCAUUGUGUAGGUCAUUUUGUGAUUUUUCAAGGGCUUUUCGAAAUAAUUGUGAAAUACUGAAAGAAAAUUAUAGGUAAAUAGCAAAUAUUUUCGGCGCAUUUUCAUUGUAUUAUACUUAAUUUUUCUACCAAGAAUAUUGCUCCAAUCCAAAAAUAUAAAGUGAUCAAGUUUGUUCCUAUCAAUAUUUCUCUACUGACAGAGUAAAUUGAUUUCGUAUUUCAAAUUAGGAAAAACCAGAAAAGACAAAAUAUAGAAUUUAUUUUAAAUUUUCAUGUCUAUGUCUUCUGCCAUAAAUAUUGCUUCAAUAAAAAAACACAAAGAGAUCUAUUUUGUUGAGUUUGUAAUCUAGCUGAUGAAUAAGAAAGUAGUUUUUUGAUUUUCAUUGUUAUUUUAAUAAUUGAGCAAAACUGAACAAAAUACAAAAAUACAGGAAAAUCUACGAAAAUAAUAGUUUUAUUAUUUUAAAUUUAGAAUUUAGAAUUUAUUCAUAGAAACUUCAAAUUUUAACAGAAAACUUUUAUUUACUUUUUCUGGUUAAACUUUUAGAACAUUUGACCAAUUUUCGAACUACUUAUAGACAUAUUAAUUUUGAUAAUUUUUACAUUAUUUUUUUUGGUUGGUACUCUGUAGAUAAGUUGUUAGACUUAACAGAAAUGUUUGAAACAGUGACAGAAGGCGCAAUGGUAGUAUUUUUGAUUUUUUAUGAAUUUUAAAAAUAAAUUUUAAUGAAAUACUGCGGCCUUAAAAUUGUUUUUAAUUUUUUUCUAAAAGACUGAAAUACUGGCUUCACAUAUAGGAAUCCAGGAGUCAGUCCUUUAAAUUGAUAAUUUUAUAUAACAUCAUAAUUUUAACAAAUCUUACUUAAUUUUUUUAACUUUUUAUAAAUCUAAUUUAUUAUUUUAAUACUCAUUUUUUUUUUUCUAAAGCCUUUGAAAUCAUCUUGUUAUAUCACAAAUCUUCUUCCAUUUUUCCUUAUUCUGCGCUGCCUCCUUUCAAUCCAGAUUUCCAUAAUUUUCUCCUCUGUCAUUCAGGAAAUCUUUUCUGAUUCCAUCUUCCCAAUAUAGCCUUGGCUCACCCAACUGCAUUUUGCUCCUUGAGUUUUCUUUGAGCACUCUUUCUACCAUUGUAUUUUAUUUUCUACACUUGUGGCCUGCCCAUUUCAACUUACCACUGUUAAUCUUCAUUACAAUAUUUCGGUCCAUAUAUUUUGCGUAGCAUUCCUCUCAAACACUUCUGUGUUUUAACAUUGUGAACCAUUUAUGACUAUUGAUUGUAUGAUUGUCAAAUACUGUUAUAUAUUAUAGUAUACACAUGAUUGACUUUGUUAAGAGUUAUCCAAUUGUUACUUUAUAAUUUGAAUAUUUCAAAGUUCUCUUUUAUACUUUAACCAAAAAUUAAAAUAUUAGUUUAUUUAUUUUGUUUUAGAGAGGAAAUUUUAUUAUAGGGGAAAAAAUCAAUGUAGAUGAUGUCAAAAUAAUAAUUGUGAUAUGUAUGUUUGUUCAAAUUUUUGUUGUUUAAGGUUUAAGUAUAUAUCAAAAAAUUCUAUUCAAGUAUUGAAAAAUGAAAAAUAUAUUCAUGCAGAUAUUAACGUAAGCCAUCAUAUUUUGUCAUUUACUAAAUUUCCACAAAAAUUAUAUCCAGAAUCCUAUGAUGAUUCAAUUUCAUGGGCACAAGUUCAGAGAAAUAUGUUUCAUUUGUAUGUUAAUUGGAAACUUCAAAUGGACAGUGGCCAUGUAGUCAGUGCACAAAAAAUUUAUAAUAGAUUGUAUAAUAAAAGUUUCCGACUCACAGAAAAAAGUAUUGAUAUUAUGCUCUAUGAAUUAAACUUUAGCAAAGAUAAAGUAAAUAUAGGUUUAAUUUAUUUCAUUUUUUAAAUUUAUUUAAAUUUAAUUAUUCAUUAUAUUUUAUAUUGUACAUAUUUUUACUCAAAUAUAGCUCAAAAGAAAUCCUUAUCUAAUAUAUAGUGAUCCUGAUAAUACUCAAGCAAUCAUAAAUAACUUCAAAUAUCUUUGUGGUAUGGAUGUAAAAUUACUUUUAAAUAAACACCCAAAAAUAAUACUUGGUUCCUGGAAAACAAUAGAGCAGAUCAAAAAUCAUAUUGAGGUAGUUUUUUAUUAUUAUAAACUAGUAUCUAUUUAUUUAGUCACAUACUUAUAUUUAAUUGUUAUUUAGGUAAUGUAUAUGUGGUGUCCAACAAAUUGUAUUAUAAAAUAUAAGGUGUUUUUAGAGGACACUCAUUUUAUUCAUUUUGUGAAAUGAAAACCAUUAAUUUACAGUUUGUGUAAUUAAACUAUAUGAGUAACUUUUGUGAAAUGGUUAUCUGCAAAAAAUAUUGUUAAUAUUAUUAAAUAUCAUGAAUUAAUACAUAAUAGUAUAUAAAUAUUAAGUAUUCAUAAUUAGUUUCUGAUUCCUUAUCAUUACAGCCAAAUAUCUUUGUUAUGCACUAUAUGCUAGUGCUGACAAGAAAUAAGGCCCAUCAAAUGUUGAAUGUUAGAUUAUUGGGGUCUUUCUUACGACCAUCUUAUGCCUUAUUUACAUUUUGAUGAUAAAUCUGAUAUAGAUCAUUUAGUAAAUGAGGUUCAAUUUCCUUUUCAUUAUAAAUGUAAUGAUGUUUUUUCCUUCUCUAAUUUUUUGCAGAAUGGUGACUGUUCUUUCUUCUCGUCUUUGUCAUUGUUAUCCACAACUACAUCUCCAACACUUCUUUUCAUACUUUUUAUGAUGGUCCACAUUUGGCAUCCAGAAAUAUAUUCUAGUUCUACAUUUUUAUGAAGAUCUUUCUAGUUUCUAGAAGAUAGUAGAUUAGAAAUCUAUUAUCUUCUUUGGUAGGAAAAUUCCUUUAGUUGUUAUGAAUUGUUUCAUCAUUAAUUUUAAUAUUGGUUGUAAUAUAGUAUUUUUUUUUGUGUAUUUUAGAUUCUGAAUGGAGUGAAAAAGCUUAUAGUUUUACAAAGAUGUUUUUUUUUCUGUGGACAACUUUUCUACCAAAGAUCUUUUUCUGAUUUUGAAAUGUAGCAAUUUAUUCUUCUAAAUAGAAAUCGAUUGGGGAGGUACUUUAGAAAGGUCAUUUUAUGACUUUCCUAAGAGUUUUUAUAAUAAAUGGGAAAACAUGAGAAAAUAGGUACAAUAUUAAACAAAUAUUAUUAAUAAAAAUAUAUAAUGCCUAUUUAAUUAUUUUACUAUAAUAAGGCAUAUAUUACUGUCAGCAUAUUGCAAAGCAUCACUAUCAACUAAACUCCCUUCAGAAUCGUUUUUCGUAAGAAAUGGUUUAUUGUUACUUACAAGUAUACAUUAAAUUAUCUAUAACAGUGGCUGCACUUUAGAUUUGAUUAUGUUAGUGUUCUGUUCAAAUAGUCUAGUAUGGACAGGUUGAAUAAAUUGGGUAAGAACAGACAACUUCGUCUCACCCUUUAUUUAAUUUAUGCCUCUUUUGUGUAGUUUUUUGUAAAAUUCAAAGAUAAAGGCUAAUCAUAUAUUAGAUAUAAACUCUGUAUGUCUGAAUAACUGCAUUCUAUAUCAAUACUAUGACAAUAAUAUUGCACAAUAAAAUGUUGGUUUAAUUUUAAUCUUAUUGGAUAGGUAUAACCUAUUAUUAAAUUGUAUCAUUGUAUAAUCUUAUUUGAUAGAUAUUAUUUAGACAUUAUCAGAAUGAGAACUUCAAUUUUAAGAAAAUAAUAAAAAUAUACCUUGUCAACUAUCUUCAGUGAAUAUAUACACAUUAAUGCAUUCCAUAGUUUUAUGUAAUAAUAAUAAUGUUAGUAAUAAUAAUUUAUUAAUUACCUAGUAUAUGACAUUAUUAAAAUCAAAUUGCAAUAAAAUUGUUUUGGUUAAAUGGUUAUAUUUAUUAAUUAAAUAAAUUGAGUAACUACUGUCUAAAAAAAUUAAUUUUUAGAUUUAUAUUUUAUAGCAGUUAUUCAGAUAUUCAAUUCGUAGUUAAUAUAUAAAAUUAUUAUACUUUUUUUUUAUGCUAUACCCGAUAACUUUGUAUUCCAGUACAAAUGAUAAACCAUUAUAAAAUUGUAGAUUCCUCUUACAUAGUCAGAUAAUAUACUGAUAAAAAUCACAAUAAGUAAUUAUGUCUAUUUUUCUGGUUUUGGAAAUUUGUAUGAUAUAAAUAAUAUAAUUGUAUUAUUAUUUUUGAUAACCAAUUACUCAGUUAGUACUCAAAUUAUACAUAUUAGUAUUAAGAUUUUUUUCGGGUGAUCAUUUUAUAACAUUUACCCAUACAGUGUAAAUUUAAAAAUAAAAUGACAUUAUUCAUUACAUAAACCAUUAUUAUUGGUUAAUGGUUGGUUCAUGAUAUGGAUAUCCAUGUCAAGGAAAUAUUGAAUUUCACUAUAUAGAUUUAACAAUUAUUUAACAUAUUGCAUUUUCCUGUAACAGGAAUUUGGAAUUCCAGAAUCUGCAAUUGCUAGAGCUCCUGAAUUAUACACAUUGGGAAGUAAAACUGUAUAUGAAAGAUUAUGCAAAUUGAAAGAAACGCCAGAAUUGGCAUCAUUUUUAAAUCAUCCACAAGUUGCUAGGCUCCUUUAUUACUUUAAAAAAGUCAAUUUUCGUUUAAAUUAUUUAACAAACAAAAAUUGUUUGUCUUUAAAUUUAUUGGUUACAAAUGAUUCUAAAUUUAACAGGUUUUUAUUACUAUUAUCUUUAUUAUAUUAGGUUAAUGAACCAUGUAUUUGAUAAUUAAAACAUUUAAUCUGUAACAGAUUUAAUUGCAAUGGUACUGAUAAAGGGAGAACUAAUGAUACAAUGAUGUAUUUAACAAAAGAGUUUGGUGCCAAUAAAACAAAAUUGCGGUCGUAUUUAGAACGUCAUCCAUAUUGGCAGUAUAUUUCUUUGUUAACAAUAAGAACUACUUAUGAAUUUCUUAAAACUAAACAUUUUACCAAUGAUCAAAUAUGUCAUUGUAUACAUAUUUUAUUAUACCCAGUGUAAUAUAACUUUGAUUAAAUAUAAAUUAUAAUUUAUAAUUGACUUUGAAUAUAUGUAUUGGUUCAAUAGAUCUCGAGUUGAAGAUGCACUUAAGACCACAGAAAACAUGAUAAAUAUUUCUUAUCUGCGAAAUUCAUCUGGGUCAAUAAAAUCUGAAUAUAUAUUAUCACUGGCAUUGUACAAUUUGGAAAGAUACUAUCAUUUUUCAGGUAAUGGUGUUUGGAAUACCAGUGAACAAGAUAUGAAUAUUUCAAUUUCUGAUUCUUCAAAUGAUACAGAAGAAUUAGAUCAUAAGCCAUCUACCAAAUUACUACUUUAGAUUGAUUAGUUUAAUAGUGAUUUAAUUAUUAGUGUUAAAUUUGUGGUUUAUAUAAACUAUAGGAUGUAUAAAUUGAUAUUAUAAACUAACUGAAUUUAGUUUAAUUUUAAAUUAAGCUAAUAUUUUAUAAUAUAUAUUAUUCAUUUUUAUUGUUAUGCGAAAAUGUUUAUUAUUGGCCAAAGUAUUCAAUUACAAUUAUUAUUUAUUAUUAACAGGGAGUUUAUAAAUAUUAUUUUGUCAUAUUGUAGAUUUUUUUUAUGUAUUAAAUUUAAAACAUAGUUAACUCAUUAACAUAAGUGGUCUUUUAUGGCAUAAUAGAAUAAUCACUAUAUAGGAAAUUACUACUUUGCAUAGAAUGUCCAAAAAAAGUUUUAUUUAUUUUGCCACAUAAAAAUGUAGGCGUUAAUGGGUUAAUUUAAAUAUUUAAGAGGCUAUGUCAGUGACAUUUACUUCUUUCAUACAGGCAAUAUAACAUAAAUGUGUUCAUGUACAGGCCAUUAAAAUUGAUUUUAACAGUAAGAUACCUAUAAAAAAUGUUUAGAUAAUAACAUUUUAAAGUCUGUAACUCUUUAAAUAGUAGAUAUUUUUUUAAAAUCUUGAUGAGGUUGUCUUUAAAUGUUUAUAAUUGAUGCUUUACCUUUAAAACUAUUUUACAUUAACAUAGUUUUGCUUAUUAUCUAUACAAUUGGGAUGAUAAAUUAUUCUGU
This is a messenger RNA of Cinara cedri, 12473 nucleotides long. The record is from the annotation of a GenBank genome assembly. Lineage: Eukaryota; Metazoa; Arthropoda; Insecta; Hemiptera; Aphididae.